Molecule: messenger RNA, 280 nt
Organism: Staurois parvus
Lineage: Eukaryota; Metazoa; Chordata; Amphibia; Anura; Ranidae
Source: the annotation of a GenBank genome assembly
AAAAAACCACUCUAGCAAUACGCACCAAACAGAGCAUGUGUAGACUUGCCACUGCUUUUCUAAGUAUGGUAGAUGGAUUGUUGACAGCGAAAGAAGCAGAGAAUCAGAGAAGACAGGAUCAAACGGCCUUUUUACACAAUGCAGAGGAUUAACCCCUUAGGUUCCACAGUGAAUAUAACAAACAUGCUUUACUGCCAGGGGCGGACUGACAACUCAUGGGGCCCCGGGCAAUAGGGGAUCAUGGGGCCCCUGUGUCCUUGCCAAACUCAAAAAAGCCUAU